Molecule: messenger RNA, 4271 nt
Organism: Conger conger (European conger)
Lineage: Eukaryota; Metazoa; Chordata; Actinopteri; Anguilliformes; Congridae
Product: WD repeat-containing protein 48-like
Exons: 19
Coding region: 50-2083 (677 amino acids)
Biological process (GO): protein deubiquitination; double-strand break repair via homologous recombination
Molecular function (GO): ubiquitin binding
Source: RefSeq, a predicted model, not a curated record
UUUGCCUUCGUUACUCGGUGGAAGUCACGUCAGGCUGUCAACAUGUAAGAUGGCGGCUCAUCACAGACAGAAUGCCGCUGGGCGGAGGAAAGUCCAGGUGUCUUACGUCAUACGGGAUGAGGUGGAGAAGUGCAACCGGAACGGGGUAAACGCCCUGCAGCUUGACCCUGCCCUGAACCGGCUCUUUACCGCAGGGAGAGACUCCAUCAUUCGGAUAUGGAGCAUCAACCAGCAUAGGCAAGACCCAUACAUAGCAUCGAUGGAGCACCACACAGACUGGGCCAACGACAUUGUGCUCUGUUGCAAUGGAAAGACACUGAUAUCUGCUUCAUCAGAUACCACUGUGAAAGUCUGGAAUGCACACAAGGGAUUCUGCAUGUCUACGCUGCGAACACACAAGGACUAUGUGAAAGCCCUGGCGUAUGCAAAAGACAAGGAGCUGGUGGCCUCUGCAGGUCUGGACAGGCAGAUCUUCCUAUGGGACGUGAACACAUUAACGGCACUAACAGCCUCAAACAACACUGUCACCACUUCCUCGUUGAGUGGGAACAAGGAUUCCAUCUACAGCCUGGCUAUGAAUCAAAUGGGAACAGUAAUUGUAUCUGGGUCCACGGAAAAGGUGCUGAGAGUCUGGGACCCUCGGACCUGUGCAAAACUAAUGAAGCUGAAAGGACACACGGACAAUGUCAAAUCGUUAUUGUUAAACAGGGAUGGCACGCAGUGUCUGUCGGGCAGCUCGGACGGGACCAUCCGCCUGUGGUCCCUGGGCCAGCAGCGCUGCAUCGCCACGUACAGGGUGCACGACGAGGGCGUGUGGGCCCUGCAGGUCAACGAGGCCUUCACGCACGUCUACUCCGGGGGCCGCGACCGCAAGAUCUACUGCACGGACCUGCGCAACCCCGAUAUCCGCCUGCUCGUCUGCGAGGAGAAGGCCCCUGUCCUCAAGAUGGAGCUGGACAGGUCAGCUGACCCUCCCCCGGCCAUCUGGGUCUCCACCACCAAAUCCUCUGUUAACAAAUGGUCGCUGAAGGGCAUUCACAAUUUCCGCUCAUCUGGUGAUUACGACAACGACAGCAGCGUUCCCCUGACCCCCCUGUGCUCACAGCCUGAACACGUCAUUAAAGGGGGAGCCAGUAUAAUUCAGUGCCACAUUUUGAACGACAAGAGACACAUUCUUACCAAAGACACAAACAAGAAUGUGGCCUACUGGGACGUGCUGAAGGCCUGCAGAGGUGAAGAUCUGGGGAAGGUGGAAUUUGACGAGGAGAUAAAAAAGCGCUUCAAGAUGGUUUACGUGCCAAACUGGUUCUCUGUCGAUCUGAAAACAGGGAUGCUGACAAUCACUUUGGAUGAGAGCGACUGCUUUGCCGCCUGGGUAUCAGCCAAAGAUGCUGGUUUCAGCAGUCUAGAUGGAUCGGACCCAAAGUUGAAUCUGGGAGGCCUGCUGCUCCAGGCUCUGCUGGAGUACUGGCCGAGAACGCACAUCAACCCUCUGGAUGAAGAGGAGAACGAGGUCAACCACGUGAAUGGAGACCAGGAGAACAGGAUUCAGAAGGGGAACGGGUAUUUCCAGGUGCCCCCGCACACCCCCGUCAUCUUUGGAGAGGCGGGAGGGAGGACACUGUUCAGGUUGCUGUGCCGAGACUCAGGUGGAGAGACGGAAUCCAUGCUGCUCAAUGAGACGGUUCCACAGUGGGUGAUCGACAUCACUGUGGAUAAAAACAUGCCUAAAUUCAACAAAAUCCCAUUCUACCUCCAGCCUCAUUCGUCUUCCGGUGCAAAAACACUAAAGAAGGACCGGCUCUCAGCCAGCGACAUGCUGCAGGUCCGCAAGGUGAUGGAGCACGUCUACGAGAAGAUCAUCAACCUGGACAACGAGUCGCAGACCACCAGCUCCUCGGCCAAUGAGAAGCCGGGGGAGCAGGAGAAGGAAGAGGAGGUGGCGGUUCUGGCCGAGGAGAAGAUCGAGCUGCUGUGUCAGGACCAGGUUCUAGAUCCCAACAUGGACCUGCGGACGGUGAAGCACUUCAUCUGGAAGAGCGGAGGGGACCUCACCCUGCACUACAGACAGAAGUCCACGUGAGCCCUGGCGGGACCUCACCCUGCACUACAGACAGAAGUCCUCGUGAGCCCCGGGGGGGGACGAGAGUCCUGCCGCCUCGCCCGUCGUCCCCCCCCCGACUCCUGCUCGGACCUCCAACCUCGUCAUCCCGGUCCCGAGAGCAGUGCCGCAGAGGGCCCACCCAAACCCUGCGUGGAGCUGCUCCUCCUCCUCCUCCCGCCUGCAGUGGCCCCCCGACCUCCUCACGCUCCCGGAGAGCCCGCACCUCGCACGGCAGCGUCGGGCCCAGUCGCCGGCAGGAGGAACGGCAGGAGGAACAGCAGGAGAAGUGUCCGAGCCGCGUACAGCGGGGGCAUCCAAUCAGACGCAACAUCCAAGGACAUCGACUUCUUUCCUUUUACCUAUCCCCUUGCUUUGUGUCCCACUUUGGUUUUCCUUUUCACUUCUAAUUUAAGAACCUUUACCUUCACUGUCAUUCUUUCUUGAUGGGGGGGGUUGGGGGUGCCAUUUUGCGAGAUGGCAUGUCAGGUUUUUGUGUGCAUCAGUGUUCACUUAGUGACUUCAAAGGUAAAUCUGCACAUAUUUGACCCUCCCCCACAUCCCCCUUCUCCUGAUACAUUCCAGAAGAAAGCCAUAUUUGUUAUUUUGGUGCUUGUCAACAUUGUGAGGAGAAUGUAGACUCUGAGGGAGUGGGACACAUUUCCCAUCAAAUACAUUUUGUAGGGAUAUUCAAUUGCCUGAUAUAUAUGCGAUUGACUUGGAUGGCGUCUCGGCAAUGUUCUUAUCGGUCGAAAGCACUGGAAAUAUGUAGAUUGUAAAAUUCAGAGAGCUUAUCCUUUUUUACCAGGAGUCAUUUCUUUAAUCCCCCCAGUAGAUAUUUUCUUGCCUAAAUUGUGGUCAACUUAUGGCAGACAGGUGUGGUUUUGGUUCAUCUUCUUUUUGUAAAUUAAAUCAACAGCGCCACUUUGUAGGCCAUUUCUUGAAUUGGCAAUUAAGUUAUUUACAUUACCUUCAGCAUGGUCAUUUCGUUUGUUUAUUUGAAAGGAUAAUAACUGGUUAAAUGAUUUAUGGAAAUGGAUUUAUGUUUUUGGAAAUGGUGCAUUUCUCAUAAUAGCAUAGCAGACCAGUUCCUUCUUAUCACACGACGACCAGUCGAACAAACUAUAAAGUUGUGUGUGCAGUGAAUUCUGGAAGAAACUGCCAAUUAUCAUCUAAUCCAACCAUCACAUUGUAGCUCUGUUCCAUUUUUAAAGUUUAUAUGCAAAAUAACUGAAGCUGUGCUCUGUGGAUCAUCAUGCAAUCGAAUGACUGGAAUUUGAACGUGCAGUGUUACAGGCUAGUUCAGUGAAAGGCAAGUCUCUUUCUUGAAAAUCCACAUUUUAUUUUUCAAAAGGAGUGAUUAAAGGGUUAACCCAAAAAUGAAAAAUGAAAUUCAACUUUCAACUUAUAGUGUUUCGCCGAGAUGUGACAGUUUUGUGACGACGAGAUGUGACGAUUUUCUAGAUCGCACGACUUUUUUUAGAUGCAGUUCACUGAUAUAAUGGACCUCUAUGGACCACUCCAUUUGUGGUAAUCUGUGCGCCGACCAUUUGCAUUUGAAAAACUCAACUGCAACGUCUCUUUCUAAAAAUAAUGCCACAGUUACUCGCGAACAUCAACGGAGCUCAAAAAUUCUAAUUUUUAUCCAGAACUAUUUUCCCUCUAUUUUUUCUCUGUUGCCUGGACUCACUAACGGUCGGCGCAAGCAAAGGUUUCUGCCGAAGCACAGCAGUAAAGUGACCAUCAAAGUAUAUAUUAGGCGGCUGUUAAAAUUUAGUGACUAUGACAUUAUAUUUUUAAAGAGAGGUUGCGGCUGAGUUUUUCCUAUGUACAUUUUUGGUGCAUCGAUAUCCAGAAAAGGAGAGAGAAAUACAGCGCCGUUGUAUCACAGUAAACUACGUCGAAAAAUCUCUUCACGUCUCAGCGAAAGUAUCUAGAUGGAAACGUACUUUAAUUUCAUUUUUGGGUGAACUGGCCUUUAAAAUAACAUUGUGUAAAUAAUUUGGUAGGUUAAAGUCAUACAGGUGACUGUGUUUAAAAAUCUGUACAGUAUUUUAGAUCCUCAAAGGAUCUUGGGGUUCAGUUUAUCAGGAUUUAUAAUCACUGUUUAUAGGUCCUGCUAUUGUAUAUUUCAUCUUUGGUCCAAAAAUAAACUUUUGAAGGAAGCUUA